UGCUCGGCUCGCUUUCCGUAUUUUCUUCAAAGCGCAACGGCGGUUCUGGUCUCUCCCCGCUCGAGCGUCUUCAGGUUUGGCCAAGUUCAGCCCGGACGGAGCCAUGAGUGCCGUCGCCCUCCUGCUGCUGCCGCUGCUGUCGUUCGGCCACGCCGCCAUCUUCUUCAAGGAGCAGUUCCUCGACGGAGACGGUUGGAGGAGCAGGUGGGUGGAGUCCAAGCACAGGGACGAUUACGGCCAAUGGGAGCUGAGCGCCGGAAAGUUCUACGGUGACGCGGAGCUCGAUAAAGGCUUGCAGACGAGCGAGGACGCGCACUUCUACGCGCUGUCGGCCCGCAUGGAGCCGUUCAGCAACGAGGGCAAAGUCCUGGUGAUCCAGUUCAGCGUCAAGCACCAACAGAAGCUGAACUGCGGCGGCGGCUACGUCAAAAUCUUCCCCGCGCGACUCGACCAGAACCGCAUGAACGACCAGUCGCCUUUUUACAUCAUGUUCGGUGCCGACAUCUGCGGCUCGAGGAACAAGAAAGUUCACGUCAUCCUCAACUACAAGGGCCGAGGACAUCUCAUCAAAAAGAACAUCCCGUGCAAGGACGACGAGCUGAGCCACGUGUACACGCUGGUGCUGCGUCCGGACCAAACGUACCAGGUGAAGAUCGACAACCGGGAGGCGGCGGCGGGCUCGCUGGAGGACGACUGGGACCUGCUGCCCCCCCGGACCGUCAAAGACCCCCUGGCCGGCAAGCCCGUCGACUGGGACGACCGCCCCGCCGUCGACGACCCCGCCGACACCAAGCCUGAGGACUGGGACCAGCCGGAAACCAUCCCGGACCCGAAGCACCGCAAGCCGAGCGACUGGGACGAAGGCUUCGACGGCAAGUGGGCGCCUCGCACGACGAUCAAUCCGGACUACAAGGGCGACUGGACGCCCAAGCAGAUGGACAACCCCGACUACAAAGGCCCGUGGGUGCACCCCGAGAUCGCCAACCCGGACUACGUUCACGACGCUGACAUGUACAAGUUCGAUGACAUCGGCGUGCUGGGAUUGGAACUGUGGCAGGUGAAGUCCGGAACCAUCUUCGACAACUUCCUCAUCGCCGACGACGUCCAGGAAGCGGAAGAGUUUGCCCGGCAGACUUGGGGACUUACGCAGGCGGCCGAGAAGAAGAUGAAGGAGGAGCGGGACGAGCUGGAGAGGAAGGAGUGGGAGGAAGAGGAGAAGAACGGGAUGCACGACGACGAAGAUGACGGUGGGGGGGACGACCGCGAGGAUGUGCCGAAGAUCAAAAACACCGAACUGUAGUCGCGCACGAGGCUGGCGGUUACGAGGAGUCGCCGCUGACGCUGACGGCUUGCGCAGGGGCUCCUCCAUCCCCGCUUGCACUUUUCGUUUGUUUUUGAGGUCUGCUGUGUCCCUAAAAUGGUGGCCGUGGCACACUGACUUGUGUUGGCGCUUUUGCUAACCACAAUUGCUUUGACUGUUGGAGUUCUUGCGCAGCCAGUUUGCGUGCGUGUGCGUCAUUCACCGAGUUUGUUCUUAUUUUGUCUCGUCUCGAUUUUACACUUGAAAGUCCAACGUUCUUCUAUGCUUUUUCCGCCCGCGUGUGUUAAGCGUAGGGUCACUCUCCCGCUGGUCCUCGACAUUGCUUUUGGACUUGUACGAAUAAACUGACACGCCUCAACAA
Messenger RNA from Phycodurus eques (leafy seadragon), 1682 nucleotides. Its product is annotated as calreticulin-like. The record is from RefSeq and is a predicted model, not a curated record. Gene Ontology annotation, cellular component: endoplasmic reticulum; endoplasmic reticulum membrane. Lineage: Eukaryota; Metazoa; Chordata; Actinopteri; Syngnathiformes; Syngnathidae. Bases 104 to 1300 code for a protein of 398 amino acids. Gene Ontology annotation, molecular function: calcium ion binding. Gene Ontology annotation, biological process: protein folding. The transcript has 9 exons.